Messenger RNA from Prorocentrum cordatum, 165 nucleotides. Lineage: Eukaryota; Dinophyceae; Prorocentrales; Prorocentraceae. The record is from the annotation of a GenBank genome assembly.
GCCCGUAUUGCUCCACGUCAAAAAGAUGAUUCAGGAGAUCAAGGUCAGGAUCCCCAAGACCUACCAAGAGGUUCAGCUCUCCAAGUUGCUUGCCACUAAGCAGUAUAAGAACGCGUGCCCAGGGCGCCUCAUUCUUUGGGUUCUGAACCGCGUCAAGGAGCUUAG